Hyaloscypha bicolor E is the source of this 645-nucleotide messenger RNA. RefSeq lists its product as uncharacterized. Lineage: Eukaryota; Fungi; Ascomycota; Leotiomycetes; Helotiales; Hyaloscyphaceae. Bases 124 to 504 code for a protein of 126 amino acids. The record is from RefSeq and is a predicted model, not a curated record. The transcript is spliced from 3 exons.
ACUUGAAGCCUUAGAGGCGAGGCUGGAUGCUACAGAAUUGGCGCUGGAGAUCGCACCGCUGGCGGAGGAACCAAGGGAAGAUGCACCAGAGGCUGCGGAAGCGGCUGCACCGGAAAGCUGUUGAUGGAAGCAACACCGCUGGCAGAAGAUCCAGCACCACCACCGAAGAUGGUAGUCGAGCCAACAGUGGUAGUGAAGGUCGAGCCACCGGAAGUCUCAACGGAGAUAAUGGCAGAGGUGGUGAUGGCCGAGGGAGAUCCACCAGCACCAGCCUAUAUUCCCAGUCAGCCAAACUCCAAUCCUUGUUCCAGAUUUGAAUAUCUUACUUCUCCAGUACCAGUGGUAGUCGUGGUGACGGUGCCAGUAGCAGAAACACCUGCGCCCGGAAGAAAGCAAGUUCCAGUAGCGGCCAUAGCAGUAGCAGCUGAAAGCGAGUUAGCAUCGUCGCCCUACUUCACAAGUUCAUGUCCGGCCUGCUUACAAGAGCAGAAGCUGCUUCCAUAGGCAAUGACGGUGGAGGCAACCUCAGGACCGCAAACAGCGUUGGAGCAGUCGCGGAUACCAUAGCCAAAGUUGACGUUCUUACAGAGGCAGACGUCGUCAUUGGCAGCGCAGCCAAGUUCCGCAAACUUUCCGAGCAUAUUC